Messenger RNA from Perca flavescens (yellow perch), 987 nucleotides. RefSeq names its product major histocompatibility complex class I-related gene protein. Gene Ontology annotation, biological process: immune response. The transcript has 4 exons. Gene Ontology annotation, cellular component: external side of plasma membrane. The record is from RefSeq and is a predicted model, not a curated record. Lineage: Eukaryota; Metazoa; Chordata; Actinopteri; Perciformes; Percidae. Bases 61 to 987 code for a protein of 308 amino acids.
AAAUCACAGAAGACAAAACAGCCAAACCAGCUCGGUCCUUUACGUCUUUAUCAAAACAAGAUGAAAAAGUUCCUGUUGUUGCUUCUCUUCUGUCACGUCUCAUCUCCAGUGAAACACUCACUCAAGUUUUUCAUCACUGUAUCUUCUGGAGUCUCAAACUUCCCAGAGUAUGUUGGUGCUGCAGUGGUGGAUGAACUUCUGACGGGUGACUGCGACACCAACAAAAACAUAGUAGAACCAAAACAGGACUGGAUGAAAACAAUUUUAGAAAACAAUCCUCAGCAGUUGGAGUUUUACACUCAAAGAUGUUUUGAGGUUGAGUCAAUCUUCUUCAAAGCCACAAUAGAUAACUUCAAGCAGCGCUUCAACCAAAGUGGAGGUGUCCACAUUCUCCAGAGGAUGGUUGGCUGUGAGUGGGAAGAUGAGACUGGAGAGGUCAAUGGUUUUAUGCAGUUUGGUUAUGAUGGAGAAGACUUCCUAGCAUUCGACCUGAAGACAUCGACAUGGAUCGCUGCAAAACCACAGGCUGUCAUCAUCAAACAAAGAUGGGAUGCUGAGAUAUCUAGAAUAAAAUUCAAUCAGAAUUUCUUCACUGAGAUUUGUCCUGAAUGGCUGAAGAUGUAUGUGGACUACGGCAAGAGCUUUCUGCUGAGAAAAGGUCUUCCCUCACUGUCUCUCCUCCAGAAGUCUCCCUCCUCUCCAGUCAGCUGCCACGCUACAGGUUUCUACCCUGACAGAGCCAUGAUGUUCUGGAGGAAAGAUGGAGAGGAGCUUCAUGAGGACGUGGACCACGGAGAGAUCCUCCCCAACCACGAUGGAUCCUUCCAGAUGAGUGUUGACCUGGACCUUUCAUCAGUCCCAGCUGAAGACUGGAGGAGGUACGACUGUGUGUUUCAUCUCUCUGGUGUGGAGGACGACAUCGUCACCAAACUGGACAAAGCAGAGAUCAGGACCAACAGAGGUAAGACUGGAAUAGGAAGUGACUGA